AUGGAUUAUUAAUUAUUGAUAAGAGAUUAUGAAAAAGUCAAAGAAAUAACUUAAGGAGAAAAAGAUAUUUAUUCUCAAUUAAUCAAUUUUAAAUGCGAAAAACUAUCAGAAUUAUCAGAUUCUUAACCCUUUUUACCUGACGAAAUAUUGAACAAUCAGCAUUUUAUAGAUUAAUAUCAAAUUGAAAAUCUAUAUGUGAUGGAUAUUGAAUCUAAUAAAUAUUAAUUAUUGAAUUUUAUGAGGGAAGAUAAUCAAAUAACAAAACAAGUUUUUGAAAAUGAAUUAACAUAUCCAACUUUUGAACCUUAUUUAAUAUAAUUGUAAAAAUUGCCAAACUAAGAUAUACAAAGAAAAGUAAGUUGGUUAGAAGUCAUUUAUAAAUUAAUUCAAAGCCCUAAAUAAAAAAAGUCAAUAAAAUUUUAGACUUAUAAUUAAUUAAUAAUAUGGCAAUAAGUAUUUAUCUAAGUUUCCAAAGAAAUAACUUGUAAUGAAGAAUAUUUUAGAAUUCUAAGAAAACCUUUAAAGGAAUUAUUUAGAUUAAGCCUUAUCCAAAUAUUAUCAAUUUUAGAUCGGAACAUUUACAAAUAUUUUGAACAAUUACAUAAUCUUAUAAAUAAUGAUUUAAUGCAAAUCUUUUAAGAUUCUCAAUUAAGAAUCACAAUAAUAUAUUCUUUAGCAAAGAUUGUUUUUCCAAAAUUAGAUUCAAAGUAUUUAAAAAAAAUAUAUUAGUGAAGAAUUGCCCAAAGAACAUAUUAAAAUAUUGACUAUUUUGAUAAGCCAUGAUAAAAUUAACAAGAUUCCUCAUUUCGUUUCAUGGUUAGAGUUUUUCGAGUUUCUAUUAUUCUUUAUGCUUUCCGAAAUAAAUUUAAAAAAGGAACACAUUUUUUAAAAGAAUUUAGAAGAUAAAAUAAAGAAGGAACAUCCUGACAUACCUUUUAUAGAUUAAUUAUGGUAUUAUGUAGCUGUCAAUUUCACAUAGUAAAACAUAAAACUAAAUUAAUCUUUAAAAAAAUUGAUAUCACAUAAUGUUUAUUCAUUAAUAAAUAUUUAUUGUGUAAGAUACAAUAAAUAUUAAUUAAUGAAUUAGAUUUUAGAGUUUCUAUUGAUAACUCCAUUUGAAGAUGAUGUCUUAAGAAUGAAUAUGUGUAUAAUCUUAUUCAAUGCUGAUGAUUACAAUAAAUUGCAUCAAAUGAUUCAAUCAUUAUUAGCAAGUGAAUAAAUAAAAGACCAUGAAUUUAGACCUGUAAUUAUUAGUAUGUGUGUAAUGUUUACUGGAGUCUACUUAGGAAAAGGAGAAGUAAUUAUUUUAAUCAAUAAUUAAUAGGAGGCCUUAUGUUUUGCAAGAAUGAAUUACAAUGACUAUAAUAGAGGUAUCAUAACACUUGACACAUUACUUGCUCAAAUAGGAUAUUGUUUUUAAAAUUUAGGAAAAUCAGCUAAGUAUGUUUUUGAAAAGGAGCAUUUUUAUAUUAAAGCUUUAGAAUAUUAUUAAAAAAGUAUAGAAUCAAAUCCAGAUAAUCAUCUGGUUCAAUAUAAUUAUGGAAAAUUGCUGGCAAUAACAGGAGAUAUUAAAAGAGCCUUUUAUCAUGUGGAUUAAGCAUGUAAAUUAUGCGGAGCUUAAAUCAAUUUUAAAAUUUUACGAGCUCUUCUCUACUAAACCCAACAUGAAAAUCAAACUGCUUUAUAAAUAAUAUCUUCACUAUUAAUUAUAAAAUAAAGCCCAUUAUUAUAUCUAAUUAAAGCAUCAAUUUUGACUGAAAUAUAUUUACUUAAUUUAUUAAAUGAGAAAGAAUUGUAAUACUCUCAAUGUAUAAGUGAGGAAUUAAAAUAAUUUGUUGUAAAAAAAUUUUAAAAAUCUAAAGAAGUUUAGUCAAUUUUAUAAAAUUUAAAAAAAUUUCUUCUUGGAGUUUCAAGAAAGAUUUAUGAAUUUGAUUAAAAUGAUCAAUUUAUUGCUUAAUUACCUACACUCAAAAGUAUGCAAAACUUUGAUAUUGAUCCUCUCACUUAUAUAAAUUAUAGAAAUGUAUGACAUAAAUAAUAUUUAAUAGUGUAUAUUUAAUACUAUUGAUAUACUGAUUAAAUUAUAAAUAUUUGAUUUGGCAAAUUAAGUCUUAGAAUUAGUUGAUGAUGGGAAUGAAUCAAAUGGAAAUGAAAAGUUAUUUUAUGUAUAAUAUUCAUUUAGACUUUUAGUAAGGAUUAUUAGAAGAAAAUAAAGAGAAAAUAGAUAUAGCAUGUUAAUAUUAUGAAGAAGUACUCAGAACUGACUUUUAUCAUGUUAGAGCUAUGUCAAGAUUAGGAUUAUUAUACCUUAAACAUUAUAAGGAUAGUAAAAUCUAAAGAGCAAGUGAAUUAUUGAUAGCAGCAUCUAAAUUCGAUAAGAACCAUGAAAUAUGGUAAAUUAAUAAUUAUAUUUUAUAGCUUAGGAUUAGGUAUUUUAAAUUAAUUAUAAAAUAAUAAUAGUGAAGCUUAAAAAUUUUUGAAUGAUGCUCUACGAUUAUUAAGAACAUCUCCAAUUGUCAGUUUUUAAAUGAUUCCAGACAUUUUAUUUGGUUGA
Messenger RNA from Paramecium sonneborni, 2554 nucleotides. Lineage: Eukaryota; Ciliophora; Oligohymenophorea; Peniculida; Parameciidae. The record is from the annotation of a GenBank genome assembly.